This is a messenger RNA of Chroicocephalus ridibundus (black-headed gull), 4372 nucleotides long. It is a transcript of the gene MTERF2, whose product is annotated as mitochondrial transcription termination factor 2. Gene Ontology annotation, biological process: termination of mitochondrial transcription; regulation of DNA-templated transcription. Bases 125 to 1318 code for a protein of 397 amino acids. Gene Ontology annotation, cellular component: mitochondrial matrix. Gene Ontology annotation, molecular function: double-stranded DNA binding. The record is from RefSeq and is a predicted model, not a curated record. The transcript is spliced from 2 exons. Lineage: Eukaryota; Metazoa; Chordata; Aves; Charadriiformes; Laridae.
CGCCGGGCACCGGCCGGUGAGGGAAGCAGCCCCGUCGCGGCCCUCAGGCGGGGCGCCACCGUUAGCGGCCCGGCUGAGGCGGCGUUGGGCCUCCCGCGCGUAGGCGGCAGGGUUGAAUUCCACGAUGUUGAGAGGAGUGGCUCACGGUGCAAAAGAUAUAUUUACUCUUCUGUUAACGAGAUCUCAGUACUGUAACCCAGGACUGGAUUUUUCAUCAGUAUGGACUGAAGUAGCAAAGAGAAGCUUCCCAACAUGUUCCUGUUACACAACUGAUACAAAAUCAAGGGAGGAAAAUAAAAAAACCAUUGAGAGUCUCCACAGAUUGUCAGUCGACAUUAAGAAGAUACGCAGACUAAAGGAAUGGGUCCUUCUCCAGGAUGUGGCCUACGUUAAAGAAAUUGCUGGUAUCUUACAAGAAAUGGGAGCGGAUGAGACCACUGUAGCCAACAUUUUAGAACGCUGCCCAGAAGCAAUUCUCCAUACCCCCGCAGAGAUAAACUCCCAAAGAGCUCUAUGGCAAUUAGUAUGCCAGAAUGAAAAACAGUUGAUUAAAUUAAUAGAGCAAUUUCCAACGUCUUUUUUCACUACUGAAUAUCAUGAGAACCAGAAGGCAAAUAUACUGUUUUUUCAAGAGCUGGGACUUAAGAAUAAUAUAAUCACCAGGUUCUUGACAAGCGCACCCAAUAUUUUCUACAAUCCCGUUGAGAAAAACAAAAACCUGAUAGAAACAUUGCAAAGAAAUUAUUUAAAUUUAGGAGGUUCUGAUGCAAAUAUGAAGAUCUGGAUACUGAAGCUAUUAAGCCAAAAUCCAUUUAUUUUAUUAAAUACCUCCACCGUAAUCCAGGAGAACUUGGAAUUUCUCCAGAAGAAUGAUUUCACUGACCAUGAAGUUCUACAGCUGCUGUCCAAACUUAAAGGUUUCAUUUUUCAACUUACUCCUACUACUAUGCAGAAGAGUAUGCAUUUUUCCCAAAAUGUCUUUAAGUGCAGUGAUCAAGAAUUAAAACAGCUAGUGCUGAAAUGCCCAGCCCUUCUCUACUAUUCUGUUCCAGUUUUGGAAGAAAGACUUGAAGGACUACUGAAGGAAGGAAUUUCUGUAUCGCAGAUUAGAGAGACACCAAUGGUGCUGGAGUUGACAACGCAAAUUGUUGAGUACCGAAUUAAAAAACUCUCUGCUUUGGGAUAUGAUAUAAAGAGUGGAACUCUAGAAAGCUUGAAUGGUACGAAGAAAGAUUUUGAAGUCAAUUAUGGUAAGAUACAAUCAAAGAAGGAGAGACCAAUUUUUAAUCCUGUUGCUCCUAUAAACAUUGAAGAUUAAUUUGAAUGCUGUCCUUUAAAUUAUGCAAAAGAAAACUAUCAAAGAGAAAAAGAGAUGUUGGUUCUUUGAGACUAGCCAAAACAAAAGUAAUCUUAACCAGAUUGUAGUCUUACACUGUACUUUGUCCUGCACUGGGUGUUAGGCACAGCUUCACUAUACAGUUGUAGUUUUCUAAUGCUUUCAAAUAAUAUCAUAGAACCUGGUUAUGAUAAAGGUUGCCUUUUUUUUUUCCCAGAGGGUACCUCACAUGGGUUUUUGUGGGUUUUUUUUGGUUCUGUUACAUUUCCUUGUCUAACAGGACAUUAACUACUUUGGAUUCUCAGCUCUGUCACUGCACAGUCCACCCCAUAAUAGCGAUUAGCACAAUCUUUACCUGAGACAGAGAAGGAGGGUUUUUUUUCCAGCAGUGUUCAUCAACCCACUCUUCCGCUGACUUUUGGAGACUCUUCUGGAGUUCCGUUCCUUAUUGCUGAAAUAAGUAGCUCUUGCUCCCGGAUCCGGAACUACAGCAUUCUUGGAUAGGAUAGCCUGGCUAGAGCACAGUCUGAGAACAGGGGCAGGACAUGGUAUUUUUAUUUAUUGACUGCUGCAGUAAGGCCCUAGUACGUUUGUGUACAAACCAUAAAUGCAAAGAAACAUUUUGAAGAAACAUUUUGAAGAAGCCUCCUUCACCUUUCUGAGACUUCAAAAUUUACUGCUUUUACAAAACGUUUGGGGCAGGAAGAAAUACAUUUAUUGUGGUUGCCUGGUUCUUAAUUUCUUUUCUAGCAAGGCUCGGGGAGAGAAAAGGUUAGGGAGAGACUCAAGUGAGUCUCAGAUGAUUGCAGGAGAAAGGAAAAAGCCCUGCUUUUAUAUUAGGUGUAACUCUAGUCCAUAAGCCACUGGUGAUUAAAAAAUGACUACCAGAUUUGCAAACAGCUGCCGCAGUUUCUAAAUAUACGGGUGACACUGCUUCUCGGAUAUCACUGUAUAGUUAAUUGUUGACAAGUGCUGGCUUUCAAAAUAGUAACUAUCUGACAGUGUUUAAGUCCUCAGGGGAUUUUACUUAUUUUCAUUUAUGGGCUGUGAAUGGUAAUAUAAAUUAGUAGCGUCAUUGACGAUCUAGAAUUAGGAUCAUCAGUGAUUUUAUUUCUCAGAAAGACUUUCCUCAGCAACUAUUCCAUACACAUUCCCUCUUGACAGCAGGAGAAAAACCAGUUACACACCCCCUCACUCCGGGCCAUUCUUCAAGGUCAUUUUUAACAGACAUUUUGGCAACAAGUCCAGGGUUCCUUUUCUUAAAGAGAAAUUUUAAAUUGCUGAGGAAAGCUGGUAUUGAAUUACUUGUUUAGAGAGUGGGCUGCAAGAUGAUGAUUUUAUAUAGAGCUUGCCACGUUAUGUGCUGCGAGCUUGGAAAGGGCUAGAAACAUCUGGUUAGAGCAGUGCCAAGAUCUCGACAGCUGAAGGUCUUAAACUCACCGCCAUGCAGGCGAGUGCGGACGUGACAGCAGCUUGUGGGGUAAAACACCGCUCGUGUAAGAGCAUGUGUGACACUGGCAAGAAGUCAAGAGGCAGCACAUACCACCAGCAUGAUAAGAGUCAGUCUUACUAAGCCAUUUCUUUACUGAUUCGUCAAAACGCAUUAUCAUUUUCCAAGAGGAAACUGGGAAGACAGCCGUAUUAAAAAUUCAUAGGGACUUGCCUUUGUCACUUUCUGACUAUCCUUUAGUGCUCGACUAUUAAGCAGACCACAAUAUUAUUUGAAUUCAAAAGCACCCUUCCCCUCAGACACAAGGGGGCAUUUCAGCUCGCUGAAGCUAUUCAUAAUACAGCCUUUAAUGCUGAAUCACAGAACUGAUCGGUGGUUUAGGAUGAAAAGGAAACCAAGACAUAAAACAACCAUUUGCCCUGAAAAUUUACUUUCAGCAUUGCUACAGGUGUCUGUUUUUAAAGUUCCUGAAACGUCUUAUUCCCAGUGGCAAUGGACAGAACAGGCAAGAGACAUAUUUCCUUAAUUGAGUCACAGCCCGAGUUACCACAAACUCAUUUUCCAUUCUGAACAUUUCAGUUUCUCCUCCUCCCCUUUCAAAACAAAAGCAUAAGCAGAGGCUCCUUUUCUUUUACCAGCAGAGCAAAAUUCAUUCAAUCCUUCAUUCACAACUCUAUGCCUGGGACUGGUUUCUCUCUUCUUCACAGGAUUAAUUUAUAAUAAAACCUCAGAGAAGCUCCCAAUUACCAACAUGUUGUAUUGCUGAAAUCUGCUUCCUUGUCUCUCGCUGUUACUCACAGAGAACAUGAACCAGUUUAUACCAUUAUAGUCUGGCACAUAAAAGCCUGCAGACCAGAGUUUUGUUAUACAGUGAGCAGUCAGACAUACAAGUAGUUUCAUGAACAUUUCCCCUUUUGAAAUGAGGGCUAUGAAAAGGGAAGUAAAAUAAAACCACCACAAAACCACCCCCACAACACAAGAACAAUCCCUCUCCGUCUGAAAACUUCAGUUCCAUAUUCCAUUCAGCUCACUGAUUUAAGAAGUGAGUAUCCCCAAACCUUGGUUCCCAGAUAACAACAACAACAAACAUGUCGUACAAGGGAUUUUGUGUCUAUGCACAGCCAACACCACAGUGAACGUACGGUUUUUGUUAAGAGCUGGUUGGCGCUAUUUAGAUGCAGAUAAAAGACACUCUGGGGCAUGAUACAGUGGGAAGAUUCAUACCUAGGCAUGCUUUUCUCCACAAAUUAACUGGGAAGCUUUCAAAUGUCUGAAACAGCAACAAUUUAAUGUUUCACAAGUGUCAUGACAGAAUCAGAACAAGUUUUUAAGACUAGGCAAGUUUCACAAGUGAAUGGAAAAUAUGCAGGACAUAGGACAAAGCUCUUUUCGGAAACUAAAACCAUAUGCCAUGUUAGUGUUUCAGUUACAAGACUCAGAAGUAAUAACUACAGGGUAUGUUAAGAACAAAACAUAAUGAAGUGUUGGCAGCUCUUUACAGAUCUAACAUCGCACAUCUCAGACCACACUUGUUUUGCAACAAGUUCCAUAGUAUAAAAAUUAAAGAAUGUCAUAAAAAAAAAAAA